AUGGCCGGCAGCAAAGCGGCAGCCUCGCACCUUCCGCCCUCGCCCGUAACCGACAUCAACGGCUGUCCCGUCGCCGGCCCCUCGCUCAUGCAUCCUCGUAUCGCCGUCCUCCUCGGCGUGCCUGCACCCUGGCACUCCCCGCUCUUCGCCUGUCGGCUCCUCUCCAUCGCCCCAGCCGUGUGGUUCGCCAUCCCGCCCGUGUUGCGUCUCUUGCUGAGGUUGCAGGAUGCCUUGUACGUCGGCCUGCAGCACCGGAGCCGCGGCGAGGGGGAAAUGAGACGAUAUUCUGGUCAGGUGGAGGUCUUGCUGGCCAUUAUAUGGGUGCGUAGUACUUUUUGA
This is a messenger RNA of Pyricularia oryzae 70-15, 339 nucleotides long. RefSeq lists its product as uncharacterized. The transcript has a single exon. The coding region runs from base 1 to 339 and encodes 112 amino acids. The record is from RefSeq and is a predicted model, not a curated record. NCBI's taxonomy places the organism in Eukaryota, Fungi, Ascomycota, Sordariomycetes, Magnaporthales, Pyriculariaceae.